AGUAACCGCCCUCGUGACUCUGGGAUGUGCAUGUGCCCUGUCUGUAUAUAAGGAAACUGUCACAGUGAAUCCUUUACCCAGAUUUGAAAUUCUUCCAGGAGCGAAACUGAGACAUCCUGCAGUCAUGAAGUUAUUCGUGGCGUUUGUGGCACUGGCGAUUAUUUCAGGAACUCAGGCCCGUUUCCUGUUCCAGCAAGAUGAACCAAAGACGAAGUUUGAAGAAGCUGUUGUCACUUUCUGGGCACAUGUGGACAAAAUUAAAAAGGCAGCUGACGAUGUCACCAUUGACAUAAAGAGCUCCCAGCUGAGUCAAGAACUGGAAGGCUUAAUUACUGAUACAAUGGCUGAAGUCAAUACCUAUGUAGACAAUGUCAAGACCAAAUUGACUCCUUAUACAGAAGAAGUCAAUCAGAAACUCAACCAUGAUGCAGAUGUUCUUGUGCAGAAGCUUCAAGAUGAUUUGAAAGAUGCAAAAGACAAAGUAGUUCAGUACUCUGAAGAAGUCCGUCAAAUGGUCAAGCAGAAUACAGAUGACAUUCAGCAAAAAUUUUCUUUGUACUUCCGUAAACUGAAGAAAAGGUUGACCAAGGAUUCUGAGGAGAUAAAGAAAAAGCUAGCAACAUAUGCUGAAGAUAUGCGCACCAAAGCAAACCAAAAUAUUGAAGUGCUCCGUGAUACCUUCCAGCCUUAUGCAACCAGCAUCAAGGAGAAGACAGAUCAGCGAUUUCAGUCAAUAAAGCAAGCACUAGAUAAAGAAAUUGAACCUGUCCGUGAACAGUUUGGUGAGAAAUUUGUAGAGAUUCAACGCCAGAUUGAGCAGAAGACGCAAGAGAUCCGCACAUCUAUUGAAAAGAAGGCUGAUGAGAUCCAGGAGCUUAUAAAACCUUAUGUUAUAGAAUUUCAAAAGCAGUUUAAUAGUUUUAUUGAAAGUCUAAAAGCAUAAAUUUGCACAAAAUACAUUUUUUCAUCACAGAUAGUGUUUUCUUUUAUUAUAACUGCGCAACAAUCUUUCCAGUGGAAAAAGUUUUGCUGUAUUUCUUUUAAGAACUUAACAAAUGCAUUUUUAUACAUUAUUCAUAUCCAUGAAAUAAUGCUAUUUUGUAUGAAUUUACCCAGCUGCACUCUUAUAUGUAUCAUUGUGUUCAGAACCUGAUGCUGUUUAUUCAGCUUUGCUGCAACAGUUUAAGCAAGAUCUUUGAUGGUUGCACAUUUUCAAAAAAUUAGCUUUCGGGUUUGCUCUGAAUUUAUUUUAAAUAUUAUAAAAGUGGACUGAAAAACUUCUAGAAUUUGCUCUUUAAUAAUUGUAAAAGGGAUUUCAAAUUAAAAUUAUGAAAACUCAUGCCUUUAACCUAUUGUUUUAUUAUUUUACUUGAUACGACAUAUGCCGAAGAAAAUGAAGAUAGAAGUAAAAAACACAGAGAAGUUUGGCAGAGGAAGGGAUAUAUAUUGAAUAUUGAUUAGCUGUUCAAUCAAUGUCUUUCAAUGUUGAGAAGCUUUGCAGGCCUUUGAAAAUAGACUUUGUGAUCCCAGAGAGUGCUAAGACUGUGUCUAGUGUAAAUGUAAUCUGUUUAAGUAGGUUUAUGGGCUCCCAGUUCUUCACAAGCUAAUGAAGAAUGCAUUCAACUACAAAAGAGGGGAAUAUACUGAUGUAUAAAAUUCAUUCCAUAUUUUUUGACAUAUGGUAGUAUGCAGUACCUGUCAACUGUCCCUGAUUUUGCAUAAAGUCCUUGAUCUUGCCUUAUAUUUUUUCCCUGUCACUCAUACAAUUUGUAAUUUUUUUGGUAAAUUACUAAAGAUUAUAUUCAGUGAAUAACGACAUACAUUUGAAUUUCACACUUCAUAUUGUCCAGAAAAUAUAUGUUGAUACAAAGCCCGUUGUUGCAUUGUUAUGCUAACUUUCUAAUUGAAUUAAAGUAAUAUUUAAAAAAUUG
Messenger RNA from Protopterus annectens (West African lungfish), 1931 nucleotides. RefSeq names its product apolipoprotein E (gene APOE). Gene Ontology annotation, molecular function: lipid binding. The transcript is spliced from 4 exons. The coding region runs from base 125 to 943 and encodes 272 amino acids. Gene Ontology annotation, biological process: positive regulation of nitric-oxide synthase activity; regulation of amyloid-beta clearance; lipid transport. The record is from RefSeq and is a predicted model, not a curated record. NCBI's taxonomy places the organism in Eukaryota, Metazoa, Chordata, Ceratodontiformes, Protopteridae. Gene Ontology annotation, cellular component: intermediate-density lipoprotein particle; extracellular region.